UCCGUCUUCAGAUGCAUAUCGCAGAGCAGCAGCAGCAGCAGCAGCAGCAGCAGAACACAUUCUCUCUCGUGCAUAUCAGUACCGACGACACAUGGGCUCCUCUUUUUCUUUUCUUGUUUAAGUGUUAACGAUUUUGUCGAGUUCAAUGGGCAGCUUAAAAGUCAGAGACUAUGACACCAUCACGUCUUUCCUUGGUUCCUGGGGACCCUUUCAGCGAAAGAUCUUUUUAGCGUUGGCCAUCAGCAUCAUCCCGAAUGGAUUUAUUGGCAUCUAUAUAGUGUUCGUAGGGGACACCCCUCCCCAUGAAUGCUACAUCCCUGAAAUCUACAAUAUCAGUGAGAUGUGGAGAAACAUGACGGUCCCACUGGAAACGGUUGACGGCGUUACAAAGCGCAGCUCGUGCUCAAGGCUUAAUCUGGAAAUGGUCAGAAACUACUCCGACAGCAAACUCAUCCCGAACGUGGACGUGAAUGUGAGCCGGAUCCCUCUGGAGAGCUGCCGGGACGGGUGGACAUACAGCAAAAAAAUCUACCAGUCUACUAUUGUUACAGAUUGGGACUUGGUAUGUGAGAACGAGUACAAAGCUCCACUGACCACCUCCCUUCAUUACGUCGGCGUGCUAGUGGGAGCCUUUGUCUCGGGUCAGAUGUCUGACAGGUUCGGAAGAAGACCUACUCUCUUUUUCAUGAUGGCUAUUCAGACUGUGGCGGUCACAGCGCACAUAUUCUCCCCCAGCUGGGAGGUCUUCACUCUAAUUUUCUUCUUCGUUGGUGCUGGGGGAUUCUCUAACUAUACCGUCGGCUUUGUGCUGGGUGCAGAAAUUCUAAGCCCAAAAACCAGAGUGGUCUUCUGUUCCCUUGGGGUCUUCAUGGCCUCGGCGGUGGGGUACAUGGCGAUGCCUGCAGUCGCCUACUUCCUCCGUGACUGGAGAAUGCUGUUGAUCGCCAUGGCCGCCUCUGGCCUGAUCUACCUCCCUCUGUGGUGGUUCAUCCCAGAGUCUCCUCGCUGGCUGCUCUCUCAGGGAAGAGUGAAGGAGGCUGAGGCCAUACUUAGAGAUGCUGCAAAGAGCAAUAAAGUCCAGGCUCCACUGGAAAUCUUUACUAAAGCUGAGAUUGAUGAAGCGUUGACGAAUAAGGAUAAGAAAUACAACAUUUUGUUCAUCCUGAAAACCUGCAACAUUUUCUCCAUUACUUUGCUGUGUGCAUUUCUGUGGAUGAUCAUCACCCUCAGUUACUACGCGUUAAUCCUCAACACUUCCAACCUGCACGGCGACCCUUACUUAAACUGCUUCUUGUCCGCUGCGACAGAAGUCCCAGCUUACAUCAUCGCCCUGGCCCUGCUGCAGUACUGCUCCAGGCACAUCUGCCAGUCUUCCACACUCAUGCUCGGAGGCGUUAUGAUCCUCUUUGUUCACCUCAUUCCAAUAGAUCUACCGGCCGUGGCUGUGUUUCUCGAGAUGAUGGGGAAGUUCGGCAUCACGGCAGCGUUCUGUGUCAUAUACGCCGUCACCUCGGAGCUCUUCCCCACUGUCAUCAGAAACACAGCGAUGGGCUGCUGCUCCAUGGCCGCUCGUAUUGCCACCAUCAUCUCCCCCUUUAUAAUUUAUCUGGGAAAAUUCUUCAAGCCACUUCCGUACAUAGUGAUGGGAGUUUUAGCCAUCACUGGCGCCAUCUUGUGUUUCCUGCUCCCAGAAACUCACAGGAAACCUUUGCCGGAGACCUUGUCACAAAUGCAGGUGAUAUGCAGCAGGGGACGAGGAGAAAAGGAGAAGGAGGCUGAAAAUGAAGAGAACACAUCGAAAGAAUCCAGGUUAUAGUUGUGGCUUCUGUUUGCGUAUCUGCAUUUUAUUUUUUCUUCCUCGUACUGUGUUGUCUCAUUCGUGAGUCCAUAACUCUUAACUCAUAAUUCUUUUUAUUUUUCAUUCUACUGACCCUUUUUGCUUAUCGUUUAGCUCUGUGUAUUUUGCGUUGUACGGCCCCAAAUGUAUUGGUAACCUGCUUAACUUAUUGUGAAGACUGUCAUCAGUUUGUUAAAAUAAAAAUGAUUAAUAAAAAUAUUUCAACAACAA
Molecule: messenger RNA, 2068 nt
Organism: Mugil cephalus (flathead mullet)
Lineage: Eukaryota; Metazoa; Chordata; Actinopteri; Mugiliformes; Mugilidae
Product: solute carrier family 22 member 4-like
Exons: 10
Coding region: 146-1816 (556 amino acids)
Biological process (GO): transmembrane transport
Cellular component (GO): membrane
Molecular function (GO): transmembrane transporter activity
Source: RefSeq, a predicted model, not a curated record